This is a messenger RNA of Hyaena hyaena (striped hyena), 3887 nucleotides long. RefSeq names its product salt inducible kinase 2 (gene SIK2). NCBI's taxonomy places the organism in Eukaryota, Metazoa, Chordata, Mammalia, Carnivora, Hyaenidae. Gene Ontology annotation, cellular component: cytoplasm. Gene Ontology annotation, biological process: intracellular signal transduction; microtubule cytoskeleton organization; protein phosphorylation. Gene Ontology annotation, molecular function: tau-protein kinase activity; protein serine/threonine kinase activity; ATP binding. The coding region runs from base 29 to 2776 and encodes 915 amino acids. The transcript is spliced from 15 exons. The record is from RefSeq and is a predicted model, not a curated record.
UCCGCCGUGUCUAGCAGCGGGGCCCAGCAUGGUCAUGGCGGAUGGCCCGAAGCACUUGCAGCGCGGGCCGGUCCGGGUGGGGUUCUACGACAUCGAGGGCACGCUGGGCAAGGGCAACUUCGCGGUGGUGAAGCUGGGGCGGCACCGGAUCACCAAGACGGAGGUGGCAAUAAAAAUAAUAGAUAAGUCUCAGCUGGAUGCGGUAAACCUUGAGAAAAUCUACCGAGAAGUACAAAUAAUGAAAAUGUUAGACCACCCUCAUAUCAUCAAACUUUACCAGGUAAUGGAGACCAAAAAUAUGUUGUACCUUGUGACAGAAUAUGCCAAAAAUGGAGAGAUUUUUGACUACCUUGCUAAUCAUGGCCGGUUGAAUGAGUCCGAGGCCAGGCGCAAAUUCUGGCAGAUCCUGUCCGCUGUUGAUUAUUGUCAUGGUCGGAAGAUCGUGCACCGUGAUCUCAAGGCCGAAAACCUCCUGCUGGAUAGCAACAUGAACAUCAAACUAGCAGAUUUCGGUUUUGGAAAUUUCUUUAAAAGUGGUGAACUGCUGGCAACAUGGUGUGGCAGCCCUCCUUAUGCGGCCCCUGAAGUCUUUGAAGGGCAGCAGUAUGAAGGACCGCAGCUGGACAUCUGGAGUAUGGGAGUGGUUCUUUACGUCCUUGUCUGCGGAGCUCUGCCUUUUGAUGGACCUACUCUUCCAAUUUUGAGGCAGAGGGUUUUAGAAGGAAGAUUCCGGAUUCCGUAUUUCAUGUCCGAAGAUUGUGAGCACCUUAUUCGAAGGAUGUUGGUCCUAGACCCGUCCAAACGGCUAACCAUAGCUCAAAUCAAGGAGCAUAAAUGGAUGCUUGUAGAAGUUCCUGUACAGAGACCUGUUCUCUAUCCACAAGGGCAAGAAAAUGAGCCAUCCAUUGGGGAAUUUAAUGAACAGGUUCUGCGAUUGAUGCACAGCCUUGGAAUAGAUCAGCAGAAAACCAUUGAGUCUUUGCAGAACAAGAGCUAUAACCACUUUGCUGCCAUCUAUUACUUGCUGGUGGAGCGUCUGAAAUCACACAGGAGCAGCUUUCCCGUGGAGCAGAGACUCGAUGCCCGCCAGCGUCGGCCCAGCACCGUGGCCGAACAAACAGUUGCCAAGGCCCAAACUGUGGGGCUCCCGGUGACCGUGCAUUCACCGAACGUGCGGCUGAUGCGCUCUGCCCUCCUCCCACCAGCAUCCAACAUGGAGGCCUUUUCCUUCCCAGCGUCCAGCUGUCAGGCGGAGGCAGCGUUCAUGGAAGAAGAAUGUGUCGACACACCAAAGGUAAACGGCUGCCUGCUGGACCCUGUUCCUCCCGUCCUCGUGAGGAAGGGGUGCCAGUCGUUGCCCAGCAACAUGAUGGAGACAUCCAUCGAUGAGGGGCUGGAGACGGAGGGGGAGGCCGAGGAAGACCCCAGCCAGGCCUUCGACACGUUCCAGUCCACGCGCGGCGGGCAGAGACGGCACACUCUGUCAGAAGUGACCAACCAGCUGGUCGUGGUGCCUGGCUCAGGGAAAAUUUUCUCCAUGAGUGACAACCCAUCCCUUGACAGUGUGGACUCUGAGUAUGAGAUGGGGUCUGUUCAGAGGGACCUGAACUUUCUGGAAGACAACCCUUCCCUGAAGGACAUCAUGUUAGCCAAUCAGCCGUCCCCCCGCAUGACCUCUCCCUUCAUCAGCCUGAGACCUGCCAACCCAGCCAUGCAGGCUUUGAGCUCCCAGAAGCGAGAGGCUCACAACAGGUCACCAGUGAGCUUCAGAGAGGGCCGCAGGGCGUCGGAUACCUCCCUCACCCAAGGAAUUGUGGCAUUUAGACAGCAUCUUCAGAAUCUGGCCAGAACCAAAGGAAUCCUCGAGUUGAACAAAGUGCAGCUGCUGUAUGAGCAGCUAGGGCCAGAGGCAGACCAGGACUUGGCACCAGCGGCGCCCCAGCUCCAGGACCUUGCUGGCAGCUGCCCUCAGGAGGAAGUUUCUCCUGACAGUGGUCUCCGCUGUCCCCAGCAGCAGAAAACGGUCUCCGCUGUCCCCAGCAGUGUGCGUCCUCAGCUGUCCCCGCGGCAGAGCCUGGAAGCCCAGUACCUACACAGACUGCAGAAGCCCAGCCUUCUGUCCAAAGCCCAGAACACCUGUCAGCUUUAUUGUAAAGAAGCCCCGCGGAGCCUGGAACAGCAGCUGCAGGAACACAGACUCCACCAGAAGCGACUCUUCCUGCAGAAGCAGUCGCAGCUGCAGGCCUACUUCAAUCAGAUGCAGAUAGCCGAGGGCCCCUUCCCGCCGCCGCUGCCCCGCCAGGAGGCGGCCGCGCCGCCGCCGCCCGCGCCCUUCGGCCUGGCGCAGCCGCUCGGCCCGGUCCUGGAGCCCGGCCCCGAGCGGAUGCAGUUCAGCCCCUUCCUGGGCCAGUACGAGGACCUGCGGCUGCCGCCCCUGCCCUCCUCGCCCGGGCCCCGGGCCCCGGCGCUGCCCCCGCCGCCGCCGCCCCCCCCGCCGGGAGCCGCCCCCGCCCCCCUCCGCUUCCCCUACCAGACUUGCGAGCUGCCCGGGGCCGCGUCCCCCGAGCCGGACUACGCCCCGCACUGCCCGUACCCCAUGGAGGGGCCCGCGCCGGGCAGCCUCGAGGCCCAGGACUGUCCCCGGGGGGGCUCAGGACUGCAGGAGGCCGCCUCCAGCUACGACCCCCUGGCCCUCGCCGAGUUCCCCGGACUCUUCGAUUGUGAGAUGCUGGAGGCCGUGGACCCACAGCACGGCGGCUUCGUCCUGGUAAAUUAGCGCCGGCGCAGGAUGGGAGGCCGGUCGGCGCGGGAAGAAUGUGGAUUUCUAUUUUUAUUCCAGCCUUCUAAGUGUCCAGCUUUCUUUCCUGCCCCCUCCCAAAUGGAGACAAAUCCCGUCGCCCAACUGGAAUGAGAGGGCCCCCCGGUGCUUCCUCCUGGCGGCGCCCCCACCUGCUGCGGGGGGCGGGGGUUCCUGGAACACGGCGGAGCCCAAGCCCGUGCCCUUCCCUUCGGUCGAGUGGAGCAGCGCUGCUGGGACGCACCGACGGCCGUUUUCGUGGGAGGACACGCAGAGCUAGGUUUUGUGUGGAGCCACACGAGUUGGUUAUUGGGGGAAACCCUCGGGGACAGCUGUGUGCCGUCAGAGAUGGGCAGAACAAAACAAACGCAAAAUGCAAUAUAGUUUUCACUGAAGCCGGGCAACAGCCUGUUGAGUUCAGGCAAGUGAAGAGUAUGUAGUGGGAUUUGAUGCAGAGGAAGGAAAGCUGCGCUUGGCCACUGAAUCCUAAGUUUGAAGCUGCUGAUGCAGGUUGUCUCCAAGACCACUGCAAAGCAGCGGGACCAGAGCUUUGUCUCCGGGCCGCUGCGUGACAGCCGGGACUGAGCCCUGAGACUGGCAGUCGUCUCCACCCGGAGCUCCUACGCGGUUACCUGUAGAACCACACAACCCGCCUGCAGUGGAGCUUGGGGACCGCCGGCCCCGGGCCAGGAGAGGCCGGGCUCUUCCGCAGUCUCCUGUGCAGACUGCUGCGGGGCGGCCCGGCUUCAGACGGCCUAGCGGCUCCUUUAAAAUGUAACUACUUUGACUUUACGCUCUAUGUUGCUAGUAGUUUAUGGAGCUUUGUAUAUUUGGACAGUUUCAUAUAGGGCUUAGGAAUUUUAAGGACAAGAAAAAUGAACUUUGACCUCCCGUGUGAAGUGGUAGUGCUGUGCCUUUUUCCCCAGACCAUGCUUUAAUUAUUUCAUUUCUGUAGAAACCUACAGUUUUCCAUUUAUGUCAAUGCUAAAUCCAAAGUCCCUUCGGAGUUUGUUUUCCACCAUGUGGGAAUCGCGUCCUUAAUUUCCUUAAAAGUUUUAACUAGUAAUGAAAUGUUCAAGUAUUACAGCAA